Pundamilia nyererei is the source of this 590-nucleotide messenger RNA. RefSeq names its product cadherin-like protein 26. Gene Ontology annotation, biological process: cell morphogenesis; cell-cell adhesion mediated by cadherin; cell-cell junction assembly. The record is from RefSeq and is a predicted model, not a curated record. Lineage: Eukaryota; Metazoa; Chordata; Actinopteri; Cichliformes; Cichlidae. Gene Ontology annotation, molecular function: calcium ion binding; beta-catenin binding; cadherin binding. The transcript has 3 exons. Gene Ontology annotation, cellular component: plasma membrane; adherens junction; catenin complex. The coding region runs from base 21 to 590 and encodes 189 amino acids.
CUUGGACAGGUAUACCACCAAUGACAGGAACAGCUACACUACAUAUCCAUGUGUGGGACCAGAAUGACAAUGUGCCACAGCUAACAGUGGACAGCCUGGAUGUGUGUGUGUCUGAUGCCCCCACAACCACCAACAUCGAGGCCUUUGACCCAGAUGAAGCACCUUAUGGAGGGCCUUUCACUUUUGAACUGUUGGGAAAUGUUGAAGGAAAAUGGAGACUGAAUCCUGGUUAUGGUUACACAGCUGGUCUGGUGAAGGAGCCCGGUGUGUCCUCUGGUCAACACACAAUUCAUCUAAAGAUCUCCGACAUGCAGGGCGCAUUUAAAGUUUACAACCUCAGUGUGACUGCAUGUGGCUGCACUUUGACACCAAACUGUCGAAUUCGCCAGAAAUCUGAAAUAAACAUUGGCCCUUAUGCUUUAUGCAUAAUAAUUUCUUCACUUUUACUUCUUCUGUUUCUGCUGCUGCUGGCUCUCAGCAUCUCGUCCAAAAGAGAGUUUUUUACUAUGGAGCCUGAAGAUUGUUCAGGAGGAAUCCUCCUCCAAUCAAACACUGAGGCACCAGGAGACAACUGCGAGGUCACUGUUUAG